GGCAAGCGCAGCACUUUCCGCGGCUUUGACGAGCCCGCGGCGCCCGGCCCGAGCGCUUGCUUAGCCGGGCGAGACUGCGCCAUGCAGGAAGCGCCAGCCGCGCUGCCCACGGAGCCGGGCCCCAGCCCCGUGCCUGCCUUCCUCGGCAAGCUGUGGGCGCUGGUGGGCGACCCGGGGACCGACCACCUCAUCCGCUGGAGCCCGAGCGGGACCAGUUUCCUCGUCAGCGACCAGAGCCGCUUCGCCAAGGAAGUGCUGCCCCAGUACUUCAAGCACAGCAACAUGGCGAGCUUCGUGCGGCAGCUCAACAUGUACGGUUUUCGGAAGGUGGUGAGCAUCGAGCAGGGCGGCCUGCUCAGGCCGGAGCGCGACCACGUCGAGUUCCAGCACCCGAGCUUCGUCCGCGGCCGAGAGCAACUUCUGGAGCGCGUGCGGCGCAAGGUGCCCGCGCUGCGCAGCGACGACGGCCGCUGGCGCCCCGAGGACCUGGGCCGGCUGCUGGGCGAGGUGCAGGCUUUGCGGGGAGUGCAGGAGAUCACCGAGGCGCGGCUGCGGGAGCUCAGGCAGCAGAACGAGAUCUUAUGGAGGGAGGUGGUGACUCUGCGGCAGAGCCACGGUCAGCAGCAUCGCGUCAUUGGCAAGCUGAUCCAGUGCCUCUUUGGGCCACUUCAGACAGGGUCCAGCGGCGCAGGAGCUAAGAGAAAGCUGUCUCUGAUGCUGGAUGAGGGGAACUCAUGCCCAACACCGGCCAAAUUCAACGCCUGUCCUUUACCUGGUGCCCUCUUGCAGGAUCCCUACUUUAUCCAGUCGCCCCUCCCAGAGACCACCUUGGGCCUCAGCAGCUCUCAUAGGGCCAGGGGCCCUAUCAUCUCUGACAUCCAUGAAGACUCUCCCUCCCCUGAUGGGACCAGGCUUUCUCCUUCCAGUGGUGGCAGGAGGGAGAAGGGCCUGGCACUGCUCAAAGAAGAGCCGGCCAGCCCAGGGGGGGAAGGCGAGGCCGGGCUGGCCCUGGCCCCAAACGAGUGUGACUUCUGCGUGACAGCCCCCCCCCCACUGCCCGUGGCUGUGGUGCAGGCCAUCCUGGAAGGGAAGGGGAACUUCAGCCCCGAGGGGCCCAGGAAUGCCCAACAGCCUGAACCAAGGGGUCCCAGGGAGGUACCUGACAGGGGGACUCUGGGCCUGGACAGGGGGGCGCGAAGCCCAGAGAAUCUGCUGCCUCCCAUGCUGCUUCGGGCCCCCCCUGAAAGUGUGGAGCCUGCAGGGCCCCUGGAUGUGCUGGGCCCCAGCCAUCAAGGGCGAGAAUGGACCCUGAUGGACUUGGACAUGGAGCUGUCCCUGAUGCAGCCCUUGGGUCCAGAGAGGAGUGAGACUGAGCUGGUGGUCAAGGGGUUAAAUUCUCCGGGGCCAGGGCUGGCACGUGGCCACAGCAACCUCCGGAACUCAGGGGCUUUUGGGGUCACAUCCAGCUCCACAAUGCAACUGCUCUGUGAUCCUGGGGACCCAAGGAGGAGCCUGAGGAGGCGACAGAAGCGGCCUGAGAGGCAGGACAAGUCCUGUGCUGAGGAGCUGUUCCGCUGCCUGCGUCGAGCCCCCGCCAUGGGCAACGCCCAGGAGCGGCCCUCAGAGACCAUCGACCGCGAGCGGAAACGCCUGGUGGAGACGCUGCAGGCCGACUCGGGGCUGCUGCUGGACGCGCUGCUGGCGCGGGGCGUGCUCGCCGGGCCCGAGUACGAGGCGUUGGACGCGCUGCCCGACGCCGAGCGCAGGGUGCGCCGCCUGCUGCUGCUGGUGCAGAGCAAGGGCGAGGCCGCCUGCCAGGAGCUGCUGCUCUGCGCCCAGCGGACCGCGCGGGCGCCCGACCCCGCCUGGGACUGGCAGCACGUGGGCACCGGCUACCGGGAACGCAGCUGGGACGCUGCGUGCCCUGGCCACUGGACGCCUGAGGCCCCUGGCUCGAGCACCACUUGCCCGGAGCUGCCCCGAGCUGCGGACUGCGGCGAGCCGGGGGCUCCUGGGGGCUCCGAGGCAGCGCAAUCAGGAUCCCUCGAGGAACCCGAUCCCGAGCUGGAAGCUGGGGCUGAGCUGGAGUCGGAACCCCAAAUGGAUUUGGAACCAGAACCGGAGGCAGAACCGGAACCUGAACUGGAGCGGGAACCCGAACCGGAGCCGGAGCCUGACCUCGAGGCGGGUGAUGAGUCUGAAGAUUCCUGAAUGCUGGAGCGCUCUCAGGCCGCUCCCUGCUCAAGCCAGAUAGGAGCUGGGAUUCUGCACUGGCUGGGAUCCUUGCCAAGCCCCCGUCUGACUCAGUACCCCAGGAAGUGAAUAAACUCCGGAGGUUGUCUGGGC
Nyctereutes procyonoides (raccoon dog) is the source of this 2346-nucleotide messenger RNA. RefSeq names its product heat shock factor protein 4. The record is from RefSeq and is a predicted model, not a curated record. Gene Ontology annotation, molecular function: death effector domain binding; caspase binding; sequence-specific DNA binding. Lineage: Eukaryota; Metazoa; Chordata; Mammalia; Carnivora; Canidae. The transcript has 17 exons. Gene Ontology annotation, biological process: negative regulation of intrinsic apoptotic signaling pathway; regulation of DNA-templated transcription; negative regulation of extrinsic apoptotic signaling pathway. Gene Ontology annotation, cellular component: mitochondrion. Bases 82 to 2211 code for a protein of 709 amino acids.